GCGCCAGGGCGGCCACGCGCCGGGGGCGGGAACGCGGAGGGUGCCCUAUAGAUGACUUGGCAAUAAAUCAAGGAAAUUUGGUGAUAUUAUAUAAAUAAAUUGUACAAAAAUAAAGGAAGGUGAAAAAGAGAUCUAUUAAAGAUAAAAUAUACAUGCUACAUCAUAAGGAAGAGAGAACCUGUAUUCACCUUAUGUGUUCAUAGAGAUGAUGUUGUCUUUAAGAUUGCCCAGUAUCUGAGGUGAUAUAUUCCAGUACAACUAAGCGUGAAUGCAUAUCCAUCCACGUCGGUCAGGCCGGUGUUCAGAUUGGCAAUGCGUGUUGGGAACUGUAUUGUCUUGAACAUGGGAUCCAGCCUGAUGGUCAAAUGCCCAGCGAUAAAACUAGCGGAGGUGGAGAUGAUUCAUUUAACACUUUCUUCAGCGAGACAGGAGCUGGCAAACAUGUUCCCAGAGCAGUGUUUGUGGACCUAGAGCCCACCGUGGUUGAUGAAGUACGUACAGGCACAUAUAGGCAGCUAUUCCAUCCUGAGCAGCUCAUUACUGGGAAAGAAGAUGCAGCCAAUAAUUAUGCCAGAGGCCAUUAUACCAUUGGAAAAGAGAUUGUUGAUCUAGUGCUAGAUCGCAUUCGCAAACUGGCCGAUCUGUGCACAGGGCUGCAAGGUUUCCUUAUCUUCCACAGUUUUGGAGGAGGCACCGGUUCAGGGUUUGCAUCUCUGCUCAUGGAAAGGCUGUCAGUUGACUACGGCAAAAAAUCUAAACUAGAGUUUGCGAUUUAUCCAGCACCACAAGUUUCCACGGCUGUAGUGGAGCCUUACAACACAAUCCUAACUACCCACACAACACUAGAGCACUCCGACUGUGCGUUCAUGGUAGAUAAUGAAGCCAUUUAUGAUAUAUGUCGUCGUAACCUUGACAUUGAACGUCCUACUUACACCAACUUAAACCGAUUAAUUGGGCAAAUUGUUUCAUCCAUCACAGCUUCACUGCGCUUUGAUGGAGCCCUCAACGUAGAUCUGACAGAAUUUCAAACCAACCUUGUCCCAUACCCACGAAUCCAUUUCCCUCUGGUAACAUACGCCCCUGUGAUCUCAGCUGAGAAGGCCUAUCACGAGCAGUUAUCCGUGGCUGAAAUCACCAACGCGUGUUUUGAACCAGCCAACCAGAUGGUGAAAUGCGACCCUCGCCACGGCAAAUACAUGGCCUGCUGCAUGUUGUACCGCGGCGACGUGGUUCCUAAAGACGUCAAUGCAGCUAUUGCUACCAUCAAGACUAAACGCACCAUUCAGUUUGUGGAUUGGUGUCCAACUGGAUUCAAGGUGGGCAUUAACUACCAGCCUCCCACCGUGGUGCCGGGUGGUGACCUCGCCAAGGUGCAGCGGGCCGUCUGCAUGUUGAGCAACACCACUGCCAUCGCUGAGGCGUGGGCUCGCCUGGACCACAAGUUCGAUCUCAUGUACGCCAAGCGUGCCUUUGUGCACUGGUACGUUGGGGAAGGAAUGGAGGAAGGGGAGUUUUCCGAAGCCCGCGAAGAUCUGGCUGCCCUUGAGAAAGAUUAUGAAGAAGUUGGUGUAGAUGCAGUAGAAGCAGAGGCUGAAGAAGGAGAUGAAUAUCUAGAGAACUAAAGUCUGGGAGAAAAAAAUGUUAAAAGAGACAAAAAAGGAAUUGCAGAACCCUGUUUACUUGUUUGAUUGUUUUCAAAUAAAGUUUCAAAGGUUCUACUCUA
Molecule: messenger RNA, 1723 nt
Organism: Columba livia (rock pigeon)
Lineage: Eukaryota; Metazoa; Chordata; Aves; Columbiformes; Columbidae
Product: tubulin alpha-3 chain
Exons: 6
Coding region: 366-1622 (418 amino acids)
Biological process (GO): mitotic cell cycle; microtubule cytoskeleton organization
Cellular component (GO): microtubule; cytoplasm
Molecular function (GO): GTP binding; structural constituent of cytoskeleton
Source: RefSeq, a predicted model, not a curated record